CCCCCGGUUGAUUGGAAACAGCGAAGUGACGAUUGGUUGGUAACUGUGUGGUUCAUAAUGUCGGGCAGAAAGCCCCGGUCUGUGGCGAACCCUCUGGAGUCUGCAAUCACCACACCGAGUGAGAGGAUACUGAGGGAAUGUCACAAUCUCUAUGUCGACAGCGAAAACGGCUUGGUCCAAAUUGCCAGCUGCCUUGGAGUCCGGCUUCUGCCWCCGAGGAAGAAGAUUAUUGUGAUGAUAAUGGGUAACCACUCUGCAGGAAAGAGCUCCUUCAUUAACUGGUACGUUGAAGAGCACAUUCAAAAAACAGGCGUGGCCAUUGAAACCCAGGGCUUUACCUUCAUCACCAGUGGACGCAAGAGAGAAUCACUGACGGGAAAUGCGACUCUGCAUCUCUAUCCUCACUUUCGACAGCUCCUCGACUUUAAAGGAGUAAUGGACUACCUGUCGGCUGAGAUCUCUACCUCAAAGCAGAAAAAAUUCAGUCUGGUGACAUUUGUGGACACUCCUGGUCUGGUGGAUGGGGACAUGAUCUACCCGUUUGAUGUUAAUAGUGCCAUCACCUGGUUGGGAGAGCAGUCAGACCUGAUAUUYGUGUUCUUUGACCCGAUGGGCCAGGCUCUGUGCAAACGCACGCUCAACAUCGUGGAGAAGCUGAGUGAAAAAUGUGGCGACAAACUGCUGUUUUACCUCAGCAAGGCAGACGAAGCCGGCAGGGAGACAGACAGACAGAGAGUCAUGAUGCAGAUCGUCCAGGAAUUAUGCCGCCGUCCAGGUCUCAACAAAUGUGGUUUUGAAAUGCCGACAAUAUUCAUCCCCAACCCACAGAAGCCAAGCAGGUGCGUGAACCAGAUUGAUGGUGUUUGUCAGACCAUUGAGAAGACCAUCAACCAGGCAGUUCAGAAGACUUUGGAUCAGCUGGAAAAAGACAGCGACCUGAUUUGUUCCACCAUCAGCAGCAGACUGGAACAGGACAGGGCUGAUGUGUCGUACAACAAAAGUGUCCGUCUGCACUCAGUUCUGUGUGGCGCUUUGGGCCUUUUCCUUCCUUUCCUCUUCAUCCUGAGUUUCAUCGUAAACACUUUCUCCAAAGAGCAGCUGGAUGAGCUGUUUGGUGAAGGUCCUACUCGGACUGUCACAGUUUUUACUGGGAUAGUGAUGUAUUUAUGGGAGUGGAUCCCUGAAGAUGGACAAGUGGUCUUUGUGAUCACUUUUGGGGCUUUUUGCUAUCUCCUGCUUUUCCUGGCCAAGUAUUUUGCAAGCCGAGGAAAUAAAACCCUGACAAAAAAGGAGAAGAGGAAGAUGGCAGAAUACAGUGAUUAUAUUCACGAUAUUGUCAAACCUAAGAAGGCUAAACUGUAUGAGUGGUACCUGCAGCAGUGCGCAGCAGAGUAUGACCUCUGACCCCAGAGGAGGCAGGAGAUGGUCAAUAUCAGGAUUUCUUUUAUUUCUUCACACAARACCUUUCAUCUGAAUGUGUUAUUUGGCAUUUAUAAUGGAAUCUGUGGAUAUCAGUAGAACUUUGUAAGACAAUCAAUGAAACGUUCAGAUUUUCUUCCUCUGAA
Austrofundulus limnaeus is the source of this 1565-nucleotide messenger RNA. RefSeq lists its product as uncharacterized. Gene Ontology annotation, molecular function: GTPase activity. Bases 58 to 1404 code for a protein of 448 amino acids. NCBI's taxonomy places the organism in Eukaryota, Metazoa, Chordata, Actinopteri, Cyprinodontiformes, Rivulidae. The transcript is spliced from 12 exons. The record is from RefSeq and is a predicted model, not a curated record.